Molecule: messenger RNA, 558 nt
Organism: Saccostrea echinata
Lineage: Eukaryota; Metazoa; Mollusca; Bivalvia; Ostreida; Ostreidae
Product: complement C1q tumor necrosis factor-related protein 3-like
Exons: 2
Coding region: 20-538 (172 amino acids)
Molecular function (GO): protein binding
Source: RefSeq, a predicted model, not a curated record
GGAAGAUUUAAAGGUUCAAAUGCGGUAUAUCAGCUUAUCACUGCUAGACGUUCAUUCUAAGACGGAGGAACUAAAUACAACACUAUUCAGAAGUUAUGACGAUCAAAUAAGGGAAGUCUCUGCGCGAAUAAACAAUAUCACACAAAAAGUAGCCUUUACGGCAGGUGUAACGUCAACCAGCAGCUCCUGGAACAGCGGUACACUGGUGUUCGAUAGGAUCGUCUACAACAUAGGAGGAGGGUACGACUCAAGUACUGGUGUCUUCACAUCUCCUGUCGACGGACACUUUGUUUUCUUUGCCAACGUCCAAUCUUAUUCGAAUCAUUACGUAUUUACAUAUAUAGUGCUAAAUGGCUCUGCUAAAGUCACAACAAUGGCAUAUAGUGCUUCCUUUCAUCAAACAUACUCGGCAGGACCGAACUUGGUAGUUUUAAAACUUCAAAAAGGAGAUCAAGUUUGGGUUAAAUGUUACUCCGGGGCUGGGUAUCAUACCCAAGGUGAUGCUCCAAUGACAACAUUCUCUGGAUUCCUAAUAUAAUUUGAUUUUAUUAUUCUUAU